Messenger RNA from Cotesia congregata, 510 nucleotides. Lineage: Eukaryota; Metazoa; Arthropoda; Insecta; Hymenoptera; Braconidae. The record is from the annotation of a GenBank genome assembly.
AUGGUCGUAGACACCGGAACAGUGAGAUUAGUUAUAUUUAUUGGAAUGUUCCUAGUAUUCGCUGGGGAUUAUACUAGUCUCAUAAAUUCUGUUUUUGGCAAUGGAAUGGAACGUGCUAACUCGUCUAUAAGGUUGCAAACUUCGAGCUCUAACACUGAACGUGAUUCGUUGAUUACUGACGGUAAAAAAUUAAAUGAUGACAAUGAAAUGUCACGUAAAGAACAAAUAAUGACGACAAUAAAAACCGCAUGUCUGCCAAAACUUAUUUGCGAGUUAACGUCAUCGUCGCAUCAAGUGCAAUUAAGUGAGAUGGAAAAAUCACUCCUUAAUUUAAUCAGAGAUACAAGUUUAUCAACAAUGGCGGAAGUUGCUUCAAGGUAUCACUUUGCCGCACAUAUGGGUCAACUUAUUGCCGGUAUCGAAGGUCAAGGCUGCCAUAACUUUUAUCCUACGUGCCCGUUACCUCGUUCCAGUGUUCUCAGUAUGAUGAAAAAAAUCCGUCUACGUUAA